This is a messenger RNA of Puccinia graminis f. sp. tritici CRL 75-36-700-3, 3859 nucleotides long. RefSeq lists its product as uncharacterized. The record is from RefSeq and is a predicted model, not a curated record. Bases 112 to 3615 code for a protein of 1167 amino acids. The transcript is spliced from 6 exons. Gene Ontology annotation, molecular function: protein binding; calcium ion binding. Lineage: Eukaryota; Fungi; Basidiomycota; Pucciniomycetes; Pucciniales; Pucciniaceae. Gene Ontology annotation, cellular component: cytoplasm; plasma membrane. Gene Ontology annotation, biological process: endocytosis; endosomal transport.
UCGCUGUGAGCCAGACGGUGUCAUCGCCCCUCGAUUUCACUCAUCCUUCCUCCUCUUGACCAUCCCCCACUAUCAUCAUCAUCCCACAUUCACCUCCCAGAUAGCUUCAACAUGGCACCCACAGCACUCCAGCUGAGCUCUGAGGAAAGAUUAGCUUAUCCCUAUCUGUUCUCAAAAGCUGAUACAGAUCAAAUAGGAGUUCUUGUCGGCGAGAAAGCCGUAGCAUUUUUUGCCCAUUCUAACCUACCUCCUACGAUCCUCGGCGAGAUAUGGCAACUGGCCGAUCAAGAUAACGCUGGAUUCCUAACUCGUCAACAGUUCGAUAUUGCCCUGAGGUUGAUCGGCAAAGCUCAAAGGGGUUUACCAGUCAACGAGCAAGCAAUCUCCUCACCUGGUCCACUAUGUGUUCUCAAAGGUUUCUCCGUCCCGGGACUCCCUAGCCCUUCAACCCCUCCUGCACCUCGCCCUCCGAAUAGCACCCCACUUGGAAUCUCGGAACCUGUGCAGGAUCCGUUAUAUACGAUUGGUAACGAGGACAAGUUGAAGUAUAGCUCCAUGUUCAUCAAGGCCGGCCCCAGAGACGGCUUACUGGAUGGUGACAAGGCUCGCGAUAUUUUCAUCCGAAGUAAGCUGUCAUUCGAGAAGCUAGGACAAAUUUGGACCUUAGCAGAUACUCAAUCGCGUGGCGCAUUAUCAGUUAGCGAUUUUUGCAUUGCGAUGCACCUCAUUCAACUUUCCAUGUCUGGGCGUCUGUCAACGUUUCCAACCAGCCUCCCAUCUGCACUACUAGACUCCGCUACUGCACCCGUUGCGGGUGCAGUCCUACCGAUUUCUCGUCAAGUCACCGGCCAACAACAAUCAAUCCCGGGUUCUCUUCCACCCUCCAGUCCACUCAGAAAAUCAUCAACUGGAAGUGCGAUUAGGCCUCAGUACACUGGGCGAUCGGCUUCCGGUGUCCCUUCAUCCUUACCAACUGGAAUCAAUAGUAUCAUAGGCUCCCCAACUGGGUUAGCCUGGGACAUCUCUUCUGCUGAAUUAGCUCAGAGUAAUAUCUAUUUUGAUUCUCUAGAUACCAAUCGUCUAGGCUAUAUUACUGGUGAUCGUGCAGUCCCAUUUAUGAUGGAGAGUAAACUUCCAGGUGAAAUAUUGGCUCGUAUUUGGGACCUUGCCGAUAUCAGGGGUGAAGGGAAAUUGAACAGGGAGGAAUUUGCUGUGGCGAUGCGCCUAAUCCAAGAUACUUUGGCUGGUGGGGUCGAGAGUCUUACCGCAAAACUUUCGCCGGGGAUGGUCCCGCCUUCGCUGAGAGAGCCCGCUGGCUUACCGGCCAUUCCAGAAACCUCAACGACCCAACAGGAUCUAUUAUCUUUGCUUGAUGACCCACCGAAUGUCACUCAGCCAUCGCAAAACGAUGCCAACAAGCCAAAGCACUCUGCCCCACCAAAUCAGCAACCUUCUUUACCCGUUCAACUCACGGGUACCCACUCGAUGACUCCCGCUGCCAGAGUUGCUUCACCUUUGUCCUCAUCUCAAGGUUACAUUGGAGCUCAAACAACAGGGCAAUUUGGUCAAUCAAGCUCUUCUCGGGGCUUGGGAGAGGAUGACGGUGCCAAAUUAGGAAAUCUUGUGAAUCAGUUGUCUUCAACUGAGAAUGCGUUGUCCACUUUACAUGAUGAAAGAUCUCGGCUUGAAAGGCAUACUAGAAGCACGGUCGAACAAAUUAAGACUCUCGAACUGAAAUUAUCCACCGCGCGACAGAUGCAUCAAAACGAGUUACCUCUAGUUGAGGAGCUGAGAAGAAAACAAGUCGAGCAGCGAUCGACUAUGAGUAAGCUGACAAGUGAUGUCAUUACUGCCGAAUCAGAACUUUCGAGCUUGAAAUUAGAGAAAGAGCAAAUUGAGGGCAGCAUACUUAGGGACAAGGAAGAAAUUCGUGACAUGAAGAAGCGGAUGGCACAACUCGAGGAGGAAACGCAACGACUCAAAUCGAGCUUGGAGACAUUGAAGAAAGAUUCAAGACUACAAAAAGGUCUGAUAGCCAUCGGCAAGAAGCAAGUGUUGACAGUUGAAGGCCAGAAAGCCGAUAUUUCCAAGGAAAUGGAUGACUUGACUCAACAAAUCCAUUCUAUCGCUUUGCCUCCUGAAGGUUCCCGAGCGCCUAGUCCAGGCGUCCCUCCACAGUCGGUUCCUUCGCAGAAAAGCACCAACCCUUUUGAACGGAUGAUGCCAGCAGCGUCUCUCACACCCCAAGCUUCGGCUAUUCAUUCACCUGAGGCAUCUGGUUCACGUGACUUGAAUCAAUCUCCACAUAGUUCUGCCACUCGGCUUGGAGUUAGUACGGACCCGUUUUUGGGAGGUUCGGAUGGUCCUGCGCAGUUUCUUACCGCUUUAUCUCCCAACACACUUAGCUUUGGGGAUGCCUUUGGCCUUGACGAGUCCAAAACAGAAGAUAAUCGCUCGCCGGCUGAUCAUGGGGGAUUCCAUGAUGCGCGUGAAACGACCUCUCCCGAUCCUCCACCUUCUGCUAAAUUCUCCCCUCCAAUAGCUCAACGUUCUGAAGAGACGAAAAAAACUGAAGAUCCCAAGAAGGAUGAGUCGGAUGAAUCAUCGGAUGAAGAAGAGAUUGAGGAUCCUGUCGCUCGUCAUUUGGCUCCCUCAUCGCGACCUGGGAAAGCAGCAAGCUUUGCCAGUGACAAGUUUCCGGCUUUGGAAGACGUUGAAGCAUCGGUGCAAUCCAAGGCCACCGCCUCCUCGCCGGUUACGUCUCAAGAUACCGGGCUUCAGGGGGGAAAGGGGGAAUCAUCAAUGACCCAAGCUGGAACUAGCUUAGGGACUGGUGCGGGCGGAGCUACUCCGGGAUCGACCAUUAAAGCCUCGCCCAUCAAAUCAUCAGCUACAAGCAACAAAUCGGUUGAACAAAACAAACCGUCCAUCAAUUCCGGUGAUGAACUAGAGGUUUCCGAUUUCGUCGCCGACUUUGGAUUGAUUGGCUCUUCCUCAUCAGCAGCCGGGGCAACGCUUGAAGACUUCGAUAGUGCAUUUGAGAACCUCCCUUCGCCUGAAUCGAAAAGAAACCCUACACGAAAUGGAGAACACAAGCCUGGCAAUCCUCAUCUCACAGGAACGACUACCACAAAUAGCAUUGGUUUUGAUGAUGGAUUUGAUGACGCGUUUGUUGUGAUGGACAGGGAAAGUUCCAAGAAGGACCAAAGUAGUCCGCUAGGCUUUGACGAAUCCUUCUCUGACUUUGAUAAGAUCUUAGCCGGUGGUAAUAGUAGCCAAAAUACUAGUAGCGGAGAUAGUAGUAAGGUGCAGAAGAAGGAGCAGGACGACCCAUUUGGCUCUCCGCCUCCAUCCUCGCCCACCGAGCCGCCUCCACUGCCGACCAGACCGACCAAUUCAUCCUCCUUGACCAGCACUACUUCUACUUCUGCUGCUGGUCCUGCCCAACAGUCACAGCAAGAUAUGUCAGCAAAAAACGAGCCCGCUAAGCCUACCGAUAGUGACGCUGUCAAACAAAUCUGCGGUAUGGGCUUUGAUCGCAAAGUCGUCAUUCAGGCUCUCGAAAGAGACGAAUGGGAUGUGGAUCGCGCCUUGAAUCAUCUGCUUGGAACUUGAUCCUCGCUUUGAGCAUCUAGAGAAUUUGAAGUAUUUGAUCUUUUUUUAUUUGAUUAUUUUUUGAGUGUUUUUUGUUUCUGUUUUUGUGCAUUGUGUUUCUAUUUUCUGGGGGAAGUGAAUGCCUAGUAGUAAGCCAGCCACUUCACACUCAAAGUUUGAUGCCACUGGACUUGGUCCUAUAUUGGCUAUCCCAAAACACCUGCCAUCAGCUGUCAUUGCAGCCACCCUUAGUCCUCUUUCUGGG